UGCCGCUCGAUCGUGAGAUAUGAGGCUCAAGGCGAUUUUGACGCUGCUCACCACGCUGGCGCUCGCCUCGGGGGACCCCGACCAGUGGAAGCUCGACAUGCAGGACGCCGCACAAGCCGGCUACCAGUCCUGGCUUCUCGACAAUAUCUCGGAGCUCUUUGGCUUCAACUUCAACUUCGGCGGCAGGCGCCGACAGGGCUCGCCCUCCCUUGAAAAGCCCGACUCGGCGGUGGAGGAGGCCAUGUGCACGGCUGACGGGUGCUCCAGGCCCACCUCGUUUGAACUUGCCGCCGAGGCUCAGUCAAAGGCAAUCAUCAAGAAGAAGGCCCGCCUUCUGCGGCGCGAUGUCUCUCGCGCCGUGCCAUCCGUCCUCGUCAAUGCGUCCCUCAGCAAGGUGCACGCAUGGCUCGACAAGAUGGACGGUGGACAAGGCCGCCCACCGAGCCCUGAGUACAACCCGACCAUGCCACCGCUCGACCCUGCUGCACCGGACGAUGCUGCGUACAAGCUAAUGAGCGACGCGCUCCGCAACGACCCCUUCGCCACGUUCGAGGCGGUUCCGGUGGGCAAGGGCGCGGACGUCCGCACCGUCCUCGUCAUCGACCGGGGCUUCGAGCAGGCGCUGGACCUGGAGUCACGCGCGCCCGUCCCCUCCUACAAGGGGCGCCGCCUUGCUGAGGACGAUGACAACAAGCGCCGCCUCUCGAUCUACCCUUCGGGCGCCCCGUACACCCCCAAUGACGACCGCAGUGAGGUCCUCUAUCCCAACAACCUCUACUGGGGCUGGUCGACCCUCGUCUCGACCGGCAACCGCGUCAGUCCAUGGUGCUCGGGCACCAUGAUCUCGCCGACCGUCCUCCUCACCGCCGCCCACUGCGUCGCCGCCGGCGGCUCGGCUGACUGGGCUGACGGCACCAACUGGCUCACCCAGCCGCAGAUUUGCGUGCGCGACGCGCAACGGACGACACCGACAGCGGCAGACCCGACCGAGGAGAACUGCGUGAGCAACGGAGGCAUCCUCGCGACGUGGCGCAAGAUGACCACCUUUGUCAAGUGGACGCGCGACUGGGACUCGGACUGGGACGUCGCCUGGAUCACCCUCACGGCCCCCGUCGGCUAUACCAGCGGCUGGAAGGGCAUCCGCACAGACUCAGUCCCAUACCCGGCAGGCACCAUCCUCAACGUGGCGGGGUACGGCGGCGACUGCCCAGCGGGCGGCGACUGCUCCGACCACAUAAAGACGAUGGGCUGCCCAAUCGAGUCGUCCUGCACAAACAACGAGCGCUACUACUACAAAUGCGACACCAUCGGCGGUGGCUUCAACAGCGCCACGUGUGGCCCGUUCAACCGUGCUGUCCGCAUCCGCCCCAACAUGCUCGCCGCGAUGUGCUCGACGACCGACGACAUGCUCUGCUUCUGA
Messenger RNA from Emiliania huxleyi CCMP1516, 1420 nucleotides. RefSeq lists its product as hypothetical. Lineage: Eukaryota; Haptophyta; Isochrysidales; Noelaerhabdaceae. Gene Ontology annotation, molecular function: serine-type endopeptidase activity. Bases 20 to 1420 code for a protein of 466 amino acids. The record is from RefSeq and is a predicted model, not a curated record. Gene Ontology annotation, biological process: proteolysis. The transcript has 4 exons.